Molecule: messenger RNA, 399 nt
Organism: Cooperia oncophora
Lineage: Eukaryota; Metazoa; Nematoda; Chromadorea; Rhabditida; Trichostrongylidae
Source: the annotation of a GenBank genome assembly
AUGAGGGUACACAGAGACCCCAGCCUGCUCACUGUCAAGCCGAAGAACUUAGUCCGACAGUGGAUGACUCCGCUUCCUGGCCUGGACCUUCGACCCCACAUGCCGUCCACUUUUGUUAGAUCGGAUAGUUUCAUGAAGGACGUGAAAGAUGCCAUGCUGAAAGGAGACACAGAUGCGCUUCUGGAUCUCUAUGUCAUUCACUACAUGACCAAGCAUCGAUUAAACGAUAGACAUGACGCCCAAAACAUAAUCAAACUGAGACGGGAGCUCGAAACUUCGAAAGCAAUGAUUUUUUUCUUCAGGAGUUCUCCACGACAAGGAUCUCUGAUGAAUCUUUUAUCACUGAAUAAAGAUACAGCAGCAAUGCAAAUCUUAGUAAUCACAUAUGAUCUAUCUUGA